This is a messenger RNA of Daucus carota subsp. sativus, 1622 nucleotides long. RefSeq lists its product as uncharacterized. The transcript is spliced from 3 exons. The record is from RefSeq and is a predicted model, not a curated record. Bases 113 to 1399 code for a protein of 428 amino acids. Lineage: Eukaryota; Viridiplantae; Streptophyta; Magnoliopsida; Apiales; Apiaceae.
AAAGACCCACCAUCUCCUUCACCCUCAUUAUAUACUCACCUCAAAUUCCUACCCUCCCUCUCUCCAUUAAAGAAGAGCUCUCUUCUGCAGCACUCUAUUCUCUCUUCUUUUCAUGGCUCUUCUCACUUUCCAAGAGCCCUCAUCACAACCCAACAAACACAAACAACCCCCCUCUUCCUCCUCAUCCAAACGCAAGAAAAAACAGAUAAAACAGCAGCAGCCUUCUUCAUGGGACCAAAUCAAGAACUUGCUCACCUGCAAACAACUGGAAGGUUCCAAGGUCCACGAUCCUUCUUCUAAUAAGAAACUCGACAAGAGCUCUUCUUCCGGGUAUUCGAAGCUGGGGUCUUGCAGCUCUAUAUGUACUUUCAGAGAUGUGGCUCAUGGGAAUACCAGUAGGGUUGUCCACAGAGCUGAUAACUCGCCGGAAAGCAGCUCCGUCGGCCAGGAAACCGGACUUAUCCGCCGAAAAACUGUCAAUGGCUCGUCGUCGACGAGGUCGAAUAUGAGUAGUGCUAAUUCAGUGAGAUCAAACGGCGGUGGUUCGUGUAGGUCAUCAUCCAGAGGCAUGCAGUUUAGAAAACUCUCAGGCUGCUAUGAAUGUCAUAUGGCUCAUAUGAUAGUUGACCCUAGCAGGUAUCCUACUCCAAGGACUACCGUAUGUGCCUGCCCGGAUUGCGGAGAGGUUUUCCCAAAGAUUGAAAGCUUGGAACUUCAUCAAGCUGUUAGACAUGCUGUUUCGGAGCUGGGUCCAGAGGAUUCGGGUCGAAACAUAGUAGAAAUAAUCUUCAAAUCAAGCUGGCUCAAAAAAGACAGCCCAAUCUGCACCAUCGAGCGGAUCCUCAAAGUCCACAACACCAAGCGGACUAUCCAGAAAUUCGAGGACUGCCGUGACGCCGUCAAGUUCCGCGCCACCACAACCGCCAAAAGAGAUCCCAGGUGUGCCGCCGACGGCAACGAGUUACUUCGUUUCCACUGCACCAGCCUCACGUGCACGCUCGGCGCACAUGGCUCGUCCAGCUUAUGCGGCUCCGUACCCGGCUGCGGCGUCUGCACAGUCAUCAGGCACGGCUUCCAAGGCCGCAAGCUAGGCGCCGAUAACAAAGGAGUGCGUACUACGGCCAGUAGUGGCCGGGCCCACGACUGUCUGAACAGUACGGACACUCGUAGGGCCAUGCUCGUUUGUCGUGUGAUUGCUGGGAGGGUGAAGAGAAGUGAGGAUGACGUGGCUAUGGAAGAGGGUAAUGCGGCGGCGGCGGCGGCUUUGAACCCAAGUGGCUCGGCUUAUGACUCGGUGGCUGGCUUGGGUGGCGUGUUCUCGAAUCUCGAGGAGUUACAUGUGGCUAAUCCGAGGGCUAUCCUUCCUUGUUUUGUCGUUAUAUACAAAACGAGCAUCUAGAGUUGACUGUAUUAUGGAACUAGUGCUGGAGUAGUAUCAAGAAAUGGACUGAUGAGAGGAGUUAGCUGUAACUAGCUGACUGUCUUUCAAUUAUUAUUAUUGUUCCCUAAUCAUUUUCUCAUAUGUGUAUUCUUAGAAUUGGAUCAAUACUCCAAUCACAACUACUACUACUCUCUUUUUUUCCAUCACAAAUAAUAGAUAUAUAAAAUUUAUGCUUCAUGAA